CUUAUAUAACAACAACAGUUCUCACGAAAUUAAUACAAAUUUUGCAACAAUAGACCCUGAAGCCACUGUAGUACCCCUUGGUAUUGUUAACAAGCUGAUUAGCAUUCAAUACGAAAAUAAAACUAUUAAUCCAGUGAAUGGGGAUUCUCCUUUAAGAUGCAAAUUUAAUAUUCAGUCUUCUAGCUCUUAUCACAAGCAAACUGAAGAAUAUCUCAACCUUAAUAGUAGUAAUAAUAGAAGUAGUUACAAUAACACUGGAAAUUUAGAGCAAGGAAGUUAUCACGCUUUUAAUAAUUCCAAUGUUCACGUUAAUCAAAGUAGUCAAAAUUAUACUAAAACGACUACAAUAAAUAGUCGUCCCUUUUUAAAGUCGAGUGUUUGGUACUACAAUUACGCCUCUUACGACUGCAACGCUAAAGUAUUGGAGGCUAACAAGGAAAGCAAAACUCCUCGGGCGAUUUUAUUAGAAUCUAAAGAUCGUUACAUGUUAAACGAGUGCGAUGCCCCUGAAAGAUAUUUUGUUGUUCAACUCUGCGAAGGAAUUCGCCUUGAAUACAUUAUUUUAGCUAAUUAUGAGUACUUUUCAUCCACUUUUAAACACUUUACGGUAUACGCUUCCAAAAUCUUUCCGGCCGAUCAUUGGACUAAACUUGCUGACUUUAUUGGGCAGAACACUAAAUCAGACCAAUCAUUUGCGUUGCCUUGGCACGAUGAAUAUUUUUCUUAUAUAAAGUUGGUUUUCCACGACUAUUACGGCUCCAAUUACUACUGUCCAAUCUCUUCCUUUCAGGUUUCUGGAAAGACUAUGCUUAACGACUUUCACGGGCUUAAUGAUAGUUUUAGUGAACCUCCCGACAAUUUGGAAAACUUAUCCAACAACGAGGAAGCCAUAAAUGUCUUAUAUUAUUGGCUAGAUCUUUUUGAACUCAUUUUUAAAUGGUGGACUAGUUUCGUUAUGAGCCUGAAAGCUUAUUGGUCGUUCUUUUGGUCUCUGAUUAACGAAUAUUUUUAUUUUUGGGAGGACGUCCGCCAUACAGAAAGCCUUCUAAAGUCACCUAUUACACCCGCAGACUCACAUCUUUCGGCUAUUUUUCUGGAUAUGAAGAAUGUCUCGCACGUACCAAACACGUUUAACCAAACCUUAUUGGGCAGCGCACUGGCCUCAAUUGAAAAGAUUAUUGCAAAGCAGCCCAGCAUGAGUUUGAAGUACAUGAGACUUCCGGAGGCACUACUAAGCCAGACUCACUCGUCCUCCUGCCAAUCCACGUGCUUUCCGCAGCCAACUUGCUCAAAUAGCCCAUUAUUUUUUAUAGAAAAGGCCACGGGGAAGUGCCCUAUAAAAGACAGCUUCCACCGUAACAUCAACACAUAUAAUAAAAAUAAUAUUAGUACUAGUAAUAACGAAGAUAGUCACACUAAUAAUGAGGCAAGGAGAGAGUCUUUGUCUGAACCACCUCAACUUUCUACGCACGAAAGAAAUAAAAUUGCUGCUAAUAUAUUAUUGAAUUUGAACUUGAGGCUCGAAAGAUUGGAAGUUUUUGCUAAUGCAACGAGCUCCUACUUAAGAAAACUUCACGAUUACUAUGUCCUUAAUCACUCUGACUUCCAUCAGAGGACUGUGAAAGAAAUAGAAGAAAGACAUAAAUUAUUUUUUAAAACGUUUCUUCCUCAACUUGAAGAAAUAAAGUUGCUAAUUGUAGCACUUGAAUUUUUAUUUAGGCAAAAUGCACGCGAAAUCUUCAAUAUCAAUGAUAAACUGCAAAUGUACGAGGGUUACCUCCUCGUGUCCACCGCUUUGUUAAUUGCCAUGUGCGCAUACAUUCUUUGGCGCACUAGAAAAAGCACAUGCUCUUGUGUACGCGGUCCACGCAGUCAUUGGAAUCAAGACGUUAACGAGUCGUUUGGAUAAGAUGAUUCAUU
Messenger RNA from Zophobas morio, 1920 nucleotides. RefSeq lists its product as uncharacterized. Gene Ontology annotation, biological process: protein folding in endoplasmic reticulum. The transcript has 13 exons. Gene Ontology annotation, cellular component: membrane; cytoplasm. Lineage: Eukaryota; Metazoa; Arthropoda; Insecta; Coleoptera; Tenebrionidae. The record is from RefSeq and is a predicted model, not a curated record. Bases 485 to 1909 code for a protein of 474 amino acids.